Molecule: messenger RNA, 1507 nt
Organism: Trifolium pratense (red clover)
Lineage: Eukaryota; Viridiplantae; Streptophyta; Magnoliopsida; Fabales; Fabaceae
Product: protein STAY-GREEN, chloroplastic-like
Exons: 4
Coding region: 427-1218 (263 amino acids)
Source: RefSeq, a predicted model, not a curated record
UAGUUUAAACCUAAACUACGUGUCUUAGAGAUGCUGAGACACAAUUACAACCAAAAAAAUAGCCAAAAUCAAAGCAUAUGACAGUAUGACACAGUUGCAUAAGUCUUCUACUACUUAAAGCAACAGCAACCAAUUCUGUAGCCAAAAGUCACAAUUACAUGUUACAACACGCAUCUAUUAUCUAAUCUCUUUAACUUUUAUCCAAUUUUUCAAGCUCAAACUUAGAAGCAAAAUCAAAAGAAGAUUCUUAAACAAAUUAUCCCUUAUCACUAGUAACAAGCAAAUUUAAAGGAAAAACCUCAACAAUCUUCCUUAUUAUCAUCAAACAACAAAACACUCUUCUUUUGUUGUUUGAAGGGUCAUUCACACACACCUUACCUUAAUUCUUUGAGUGUCCAUAAAAAUUGGAUCUAUAGUUCCAAGAACAUGGGUACUCUAACUACUCCUCCUUUGCUUACUUCUAAAUUCAAACCUUCUUUUUCACCUCAACAAAAACCUCUUUUUCCAAAUAGAAGACGGUUAUGGAAGAAGAACCAAUCAAUUGUUCCUGUUGCUAGGUUAUUUGGACCAGCUAUAUUUGAAGCAUCAAAAUUGAAGGUUUUGUUCUUAGGAACUGACAAAGACAAACACCCAGGAAAUCUUCCAAGAACAUAUACAUUAACACAUAGUGAUAUAACCUCAAAACUCACUUUGGCAAUUUCUCAAACCAUAAAUAAUUCUCAGUUGCAGGGAUGGUACAAUAGAUUGCAAAGAGAUGAAGUGGUGGCACAGUGGAAGAAGGUGAAGGGAAAGAUGUCUCUACAUGUUCAUUGUCACAUUAGUGGUGGCCAUUUUUUGUUGGAUAUUUUUGCUAGGCUAAGAUAUUUCAUCUUCUGCAAAGAGUUGCCGGUGGUAAUAAAGGCAUUUGUUCAUGGAGAUGAAAAUUUAUUCAACAACUAUCCAGAAUUACAGGAAGCAUUAGUUUGGGUAUACUUUCAUUCAAAGAUACCAGAAUUCAACAAGGUAGAAUGUUGGGGUCCACUAAAGGAGGCUUCACAACCUAAUGGUGGGACACAACAAGGGGACCACAUUGGUUUAGAGUUACCAAAGCCAUGUCAAGAAGAUUGUGAGUGUUGUUUUCCACCGUUGAAGUUAAGCAGCCCAAUUCCGUGCUCUAAUGAGGUUCCUAAUGAUACUUAUGAACCUAUUGAUGGUAUUGAAACACAACAAUCUUUGUAACUUGUAGACACACGACAACAACCUCAUUGAUUCCUUCUUCUAUACGUAGUUCAUUGUGGGGAAAAAAUACAAAACCCUUUUCAAUGUAAAUAUAAGAAAGAAAAGUUGUAUUUGGGAUUUUUUAUUUUAUUUUACACUUUUUAAAUUUUUUUCGUGUAUGAUUUUUCAUUUAUAAAAAUUAGGUCUUGUAUCGUAACUAAGUAUCUAGUAUUUUUAUUAGGAAUUGUUUGUAAGGUUCAAGAUUGCGAUUAUCAAUUUUAAUAUAAAAUUGUACCAAUUAAUUUGUAAA